GGCUAAUUUGAAAAUUCUAAUGAUAUUGGUGUUUUUUCCAAACUUACAAAUACAUACUGUUUAGUUGCAUUAGGUGGAAGUGAAAAUUUCUAUUCUGUGUAUGAAUCUGAAUUAGGAUUGAGCAUGCCUGUAAUUCAUUGUUCAAUUGGAGGUACAAGAAUUAUUGGAAGUCUUACUGCAGGUAUUUGAAUAACAAAUUAUUUAGGAAACAAAAAUGAACUUCUAGUUCCAAAUACUUGCACUGAUUAAGAAUUAAAAUAGAUAAGGAAUUCAUUACCAGAUGAAGUUAAGGUAUUAUACUCAAUCAAAAUAUAGGUUAAAAGAGUAGAAGAAAAACUAUCAGCAUUAGGAAAUUGUGUUGCUUGCAAUGAUUAUAUUGCAUUAAUUCACUCUGAUUUAGAUAAAGAAACUGAGGAAAUUAUUGCUGACACAUUUGGAAGUAUUCAGAACUACAGUGGCAUAAUAAGUCUUAGUUGGAACCUAUUGUUGUUUUAACAACCAAGGAGGACUUGUUCAUCCAUUAACUACAUUUGAAG
Molecule: messenger RNA, 536 nt
Organism: Paramecium primaurelia
Lineage: Eukaryota; Ciliophora; Oligohymenophorea; Peniculida; Parameciidae
Source: the annotation of a GenBank genome assembly